UACAAGCCAUGUGACAUGUCUGCAUCAAUCACAAGCGAAUGCGAUGCGAGUGAGGCAAUUUACGCCAUAUGCGUACGAGAGCAUCCAGAAAAACUGCCAGUGUCGUACAACCAGGAAGAAGGUGGGAUAGCACUAACAGAGCUAACAUCCCAAAUCUGCAAACUUUCCCAGAAAAUGAUGGGGUCUUCCAGGUGGAAGAUUGCAGUGGUGGUCUUUCUCUCGGUUGCCGAGAUGUUAAUGCCGAUUCUGGCAGAUGAACACGAACACACGUACACAGAUAAAGAGGAGGUGGUUUUGUGGAUGAAUACAGUGGGGCCUUACCACAACAGACAAGAAACGUACAAGUACUUCUCCCUGCCCUUCUGCGUGGGCACCAAAAAGACCAUUAGCCACUACCAUGAGACAUUAGGAGAGGCUCUGCAAGGAGUCGAGCUGGAGUUCAGCGGCCUAGACAUUAAGUUCAAAGAUGAAGUCAUGCAAACAACAUACUGUGAAAUCGAGCUGGACAAAGCCAAACGGGAUGCCUUUGUAUAUGCCAUUAAAAACCACUAUUGGUACCAAAUGUACAUUGAUGACCUCCCUAUCUGGGGAAUUGUUGGCGAGGCAGAUGAAAACGGAGAGGAUCAUUAUCUGUGGACUUACAAGAAAUUGGAGAUCGGCUUCAAUGGCAACCGAAUUGUUGAUGUCAACCUGACAAGUGAAGGCAAAGUCAAGCUUGUGCCUAACACACGAAUUGCAAUGUCGUACUCAGUAAAGUGGAAGAAGUCAGAUGUGAAGUUUGAAGACCGAUUUGACAAGUAUCUCGAUCCAUCUUUUUUCCAACACAGAAUUCACUGGUUUUCCAUCUUCAAUUCCUUCAUGAUGGUUAUCUUCUUGGUUGGCCUGGUGUCCAUGAUCCUGAUGAGAACUCUAAGGAAGGACUAUGCUAGAUACAGCAAAGAGGAGGAAAUGGAUGACAUGGACAGGGACCUGGGGGAUGAGUAUGGGUGGAAGCAGGUCCAUGGAGACGUGUUCCGGCCAUCCAGCCACCCAAUGAUCUUCUCCUCUCUUAUUGGCUCUGGAUGCCAGAUCUUCUCGGUCUCGUUCAUCGUCAUCGUCGUGGCCAUGAUUGAGGAUCUGUACACCGAGAGAGGAUCCAUGCUGAGCACAGCCAUCUUUGUGUAUGCUGCCACCUCUCCUGUCAAUGGCUAUUUUGGCGGAAGUUUGUAUGCAAAACAAGGAGGCAGACGAUGGAUUAAACAGAUGUUUAUCGGGGCCUUCCUGAUCCCUGCCAUGGUGUGUGGGACAGCCUUCUUCAUCAACUUCAUCGCCAUGUACUACCAUGCCUCCCGAGCCAUCCCUUUUGGCACAAUGGUGGCUGUUUGCUGCAUUUGUUUGUUUGUUAUCCUGCCACUCAACCUUGUGGGGACCAUUCUGGGAAGAAACCUCUCUGGCCAGCCCAACUUUCCGUGUCGAGUCAAUGCAGUGCCGCGGCCAAUCCCUGAGAAGAAAUGGUUCAUGGAGCCAGCUGUCAUUGUUUGUCUGGGAGGCAUCCUUCCAUUCGGUUCCAUUUUCAUUGAAAUGUACUUCAUUUUCACUUCAUUUUGGGCCUACAAGAUCUACUACGUGUACGGGUUCAUGAUGCUGGUCCUGGUUAUCCUCUGCAUUGUCACUGUGUGUGUCACCAUUGUUUGUACUUACUUCCUCCUCAAUGCUGAGGACUACAGAUGGCAAUGGACAAGCUUUCUCUCUGCUGCAUCCACUGCGGUUUAUGUUUACAUGUACUCCUUUUACUACUAUUUCUUCAAAACAAAGAUGUAUGGUCUGUUCCAGACGUCCUUUUACUUUGGCUACAUGGCAGUAUUCAGUACGUCUCUGGGAAUCAUGUGUGGAGCCGUUGGGUAUGUGGGAACAAGUGCCUUCGUGAGGAAGAUCUACACAAAUGUGAAAAUUGACUAGGACAGUCGCAAGCAGCAAGGGAUCCAAGGAUCAGCUGAAGCUCUCCAACAGAAGCGGGCACAAGUCGUUUCUUUUGCAAAAAGAGAUUGUGGCAUCUCCAAUUUGUACAAAUGUAGUUUUUCCCUUUUCUGAAUUAAUUUCAAUGUUGCAAAAGAGUGUACUAGAGCAAAAAACUGCAGGAAAAAGAAAACAUUAACAUCAGUUCUGUUUUUAUCAAUUCCUUUCAAUCAAUGUUCUGAAGCAGCUGUUCAAAAUGUAACAUGGCUUCCCCUUUCCAAUCCAGUCCCACCCGUCACCAGAGAACAUAAAGAUCUUUAUUGAUGGAAUAGUCUAGCUCUCUUCAGUGAAGAGGCCAUAUUGAAAGCCUUUGUUCUAUUGUAUUAGAAUAUUGAAGAGUUGGGUUUGUUCAUGCUCUGACCUAAUUCUAUGUUGUAUUCCUGAGUCACUCUGGAUGAAAUAUUAUUUUAUUCUGGCUUCUACAUUCAAUUUUUACCAGCUACACUAGACAAUUUUUACAUACAAUAACUGGAUGUUAUACUAACUUAUCUGAGUUGGCGCCAUUCCCAUAUUUGGACAAUUCUAAUUUCCAAAUGCAGUAGUUUUACAACCAGCCACCCAAGAAAUUUGUUUGCUGUACAUAUGGAGAAGAAAAAAAACAUUCAGGAAAGGAAGGUGUGAUCAACAGUUGGUUUUGAGUCGCAUUAUAAAUGACAUAUUGUUUUAAAUGGAUGUUUGCUGUGAUCCAAUUUCCUGUUUAGGCUAUGUUUUCUUAAUGGUAGGGUUUGAAUGAAGACUACUUGUGAAAGAUGAUAUGGAUAGGGGGAAAAGUGUAUAUAACCGUAAUGUAACUUUAGAUGUAGAUCCCAAAUGUAUUUUGGUUGUACAGAUUUACAAGUUUUUAUUAUAUAUUUUUUUUUUUACAAAUGAUUCAGUUAUAAGCAAAAAUAUAUUUAGUUCUCUCUUUCGUUUGGUGCUUGGGGUGGCGCUGUUACAUCUUGCCUGAAAUUGCAUGACGUUUCCAUCAAACCAUAUGCUCAUCAAAUUCUGCUUUUUUAAUUUUUUUUGUUGGCAGUUUCUCACUUUCCCUGGUUGUAGCAAUAAUAAAAAAAGUUGGUCGCUGACUUUGUGCUGGCUGCUUGCAGAAAGGAA
Molecule: messenger RNA, 3087 nt
Organism: Oncorhynchus nerka (sockeye salmon)
Lineage: Eukaryota; Metazoa; Chordata; Actinopteri; Salmoniformes; Salmonidae
Product: transmembrane 9 superfamily member 3-like
Exons: 15
Coding region: 16-1938 (640 amino acids)
Biological process (GO): protein localization to membrane
Cellular component (GO): membrane
Source: RefSeq, a predicted model, not a curated record